CGUGCUGGUCUCGCAGGAAGAGGACGAUGCGUUCGUGACAGCAUCGCCCGCGCCUGGUGCUGGUCAGGAAGGAAGCCGAGGGCAUAUGCCUAGGUCGGCUACCUUGGAAAGGCAGAAUGCGGAUGGCGAACCCAGACAACAUCUCGACCGCAUCGAGGUUCCUCGGUCCGGCCGGCCGAAAAGGCUGCGCCAGAUCAACUUCCAGUCCUACGACCCACCUCGAAGCUUCAUGGUUCCCGGGGAUAAGAAAACUUAUGUUCAAUGCCCCUACUGCGACGAUAAGGUGGUUUCAAGGAACAACUGGACCGCCCAUCUGCGAGGACAUGGACUGCAGGGUCCGAUAAAGAACAUCAAGUCUACCACAGGUGCAAGGUUCACCUGUCCCUACUGUCAGAAGGAUUUCGCCGUCACCAGCCGACGCAAACAUUACCAGAAUAAGCACCCUGAGCACCUGUCCACCGCGAAGGACGCAAGAGGCGCCGAGACCGACGGUACCAGUGGAGAAGACGACCUUGCUGACGAGCCAGCAGAAGGUGAUCCCGACGCCGAAACUACUCUCGCGCCUAGUAGCGAGUUUUCCGACCCUGGCGUCGGAUCCCGUGACUUGGUAGAAGGCCUUCUUCAGACAUACGUCCCGUCCAUGAUAGCCACCCACAAAAAAGCCAUUCGCAACAUGCAAAUGCACCUCGAGCAAUACGGUGAGGAGGAAUCCCGUUUCGCUAGGGAACUUCCGACCUAUAUGGAGGAAUUUCGGAGAGUCAGGGUCCUUAGCCCUUGUACGCUGUGGGAGUACCGCGAGAGAGUGGCGGCCGGCGAUACCUUCGAAUGUGGCACCUUCAUCUUCGCCACUGCGGAGCAGUGCACGGAGCUGCUCCGCGAGGCACCGCUCCGGCUGCCCAUCCUGGUGCCAAACGAGCUAAAAGGCGGUCAAACGAGGCCUGCCGAAACCAUGGAACAGGCCUUCCGACUUCUCAGCACUUCGAGUUUGCGCACUUCAAGCGCAUCUUCAACGACGAGGAAACGUUCCUCAACUGCCUCGACCUCCGACCCGGUAGGGACAUCGGCACAGAGCCGUUCAUCCGGGACGUUCCCGGAUACAAUGUCCUAAACUUCGUGACCGAGGACGAAACGUCUGGAAAGGACAGUCGCAGCGACCCACGGGACCUGAGCAACGGCACUCCCUUCCAGCUCCUUGGCUCUGCCGGCGUAUUCUCGUCGAAGCACAUCGACGUCCACGGUGUGGUCACCGUCAUCCCCGCCGAAGAAGGGCGGAAACUGUGGCCGACGUGGCCCUGGAUGUCACGGGAAAGGUUGGAGCGGUGGGUUGGGCUGGAGGAGCUGGACACUCCAUUCCAGGUGUUGAUUCGUCCUGGAGACACGCUGGUCCAGCCAUCGGGGACGCUACACAGUCCGUACUCUCUCGACAGCUGCCUGAUGACGGGGAAUAUGUUUUGGCACUCGGCUGAUAUGGGCCGUAUCAUGGAACUGAUCUGGCUCGACAGUCGCGCUGCAGCGGUCACGAACGAGAGCCCGAAGAAGGAGCUGGCAGGGAAGAUAGCGCGGAUCAAGAGUUUGUGGGAGGGUGGGAGUGAAGC
Molecule: messenger RNA, 1595 nt
Organism: Aaosphaeria arxii CBS 175.79
Lineage: Eukaryota; Fungi; Ascomycota; Dothideomycetes; Pleosporales
Exons: 2
Source: RefSeq, a predicted model, not a curated record